Molecule: messenger RNA, 2967 nt
Organism: Gloeophyllum trabeum ATCC 11539
Lineage: Eukaryota; Fungi; Basidiomycota; Agaricomycetes; Gloeophyllales; Gloeophyllaceae
Exons: 8
Coding region: 1-2967 (988 amino acids)
Biological process (GO): mRNA splicing, via spliceosome; generation of catalytic spliceosome for first transesterification step
Cellular component (GO): post-mRNA release spliceosomal complex; Prp19 complex; U2-type catalytic step 2 spliceosome
Molecular function (GO): protein binding
Source: RefSeq, a predicted model, not a curated record
AUGCCCUCGGUUGACAAGAAGGAUGCGCCCUCCGUAGAAACCCUAGCCGCCUUGUUCCCUUUGACGUUCCCUGUUCCGACUCCUGCCACGCAUCCCGACCUUAUUUCGACGAAAGAUGUCAACCGAGAGGAGGACUUGUUACGCAACCCUCAAUCCUUCCGACACUGGUGGAAUACUAUCCAAAACGCAAGAGAGGCCUUCAAUGCUGUCCAGAAGACGGAACGAUUGGAUGUAUCAGACGAAGUAGCCGCUGUACUAGGCCCUCUCGCUUCACCUACCGCUCGGAAAGCCCUUCAACGUCUCACUUACCUCUAUGAGGCUGCUCUCGUCCAGUUCCCUGGCAUGUUCAAGCUAUGGAAGUCGUAUCUCCAGACGCGAAUGUACUAUGUCCUAGGCAAGCCUGUGGUCCGUAGGAGGGCCGGAGGUAAAAAGAAGUUCCCUGAAAUGAAAGAGGCCCUCGAGGACGAACAAGAUGACUUGGAACGAUGGGAAGGUGGAUUGGACGGUAUAGUGGGCUGGGAAGAGUGGAAGUCGCUGAUAGCUACGUUUGAGAGAGCAUUAAUGUGGCUACCCAAAAUGCCAAGGUUAUGGCUGAUGUAUCUCUCUAUAUUCAAUCACCCGAUGUGCCCUCCUCCCAUCUCCCACUCCCACUGUCGACGUACCUACGACCGUGCACUGCGAACACUACCUCCCUCUCUCCACCAUCGUAUAUGGGUCCGCUAUCUUCUCUGGGCAGAGGCCAAAGGCGGGUCGACAAUGGUCGCGGUAUACCGUCGUUACCUUGCUGUCGACCCCUCGGUGACAGAACACUAUACAUCUCUUCUAUUAGCACCGGAGAACCCCUCACCUCGUCCAUUAGAGGCAGCGAAGUUGCUACUGUCACUGUCACGUAAGGCGGCGCGUGGAGAAUACACGAGUCCUGAAGGCAAGAGCCCAUACCAGUUGUUAACGGAAUGGCUGGAAGUUGUCGAGCAAUACGCCGAAGAGGUCGGGCUUGACGUGUCAGACACAAUCGAGAACCACCGGGUUGAAGAAGAGGCUGAAGCUGCAGCCGUGGACGCGGAGCCAGCUUCAACUGAAGGCAACUUGAUUCGAUUUGGCGGACCGGCAGUUCCUGUGUCAGCCGAUGGCAAGCCUGGUACUCCCUAUGACGAAGAUGAGGAUCCGGCUAGUCCUAGGAAGCUCAACAUAGAGCGCAUUGUCCAUCGGGACGGUCUGGAGGUAUACAGAGACCAAGCUGGACGACUAUGGAGCGGACUGGCGACGUACUGGAUCAAGCGCGGCGAGUUUGAACGGGCCAAGGCUACCUUCGAGGCGGGAAUGGCAGAGGUCGUGACCAUCCGAGACUUCACCCAAAUAUUCGACGCGUACGCAGAAUUCAGCGAGUCGCUGAUCAGUGCUAUGAUGGAGAGCAUAGCCAAUCCUGACGAGGACGAAGAUGAAGAAGACGUCCAGGAGACGGAAGCUGAACUGGAUACAAGGAUGAAGGAGUUUGAGGAGCUCAUGGACCGCCGGCCGUUUUUGGUAAAUGAUGUUUUAUUAAGACGGAAUCCAAACGACGUCCAAGAAUGGGAGAAGCGAAUCGCGUUGUGGGGUAACGACGAUGAGAAGGUCGCCGAAACCUAUACGAAAGCGCUCGAGACCAUCAAUCCUCGCAGGGCCACGGCGAAUUUAUACAGACUCUAUGUCAACUUUGCCAAAUUCUACGAAGAGGGAGGUACGCAGGGCCAAGCGGAGCCUGACCUUGACAGUGCCCGUAAAAUUCUCGAAAAGGCUACCAAGGUCAACUUCAAGACAGUGGAAGACCUGGCAGAGGUGUGGUGCGAAUGGGCAGAAAUGGAGCUGCGGCAAGAGAAUUACGAUGAAGCAAUUCGAGUAAUGCAACGCGCCGCCGCUAUACCGAAGAACACCAAGGUCAACUACCAUGAUCACUCUCUUCCUGUCCAGAUGCGUCUUUUCAAAUCCCUCAAGCUUUGGUCAUUCUACGUCGAUCUCGAGGAGUCUCUUGGAACGGUCGAGUCCACGAAGGCCGUUUACGACAAGAUCCUAGAAUUACGGAUAGCGAAUGCUCAGAUCAUAGUAAAUUAUGCCGCUUUCCUUGAGGAACACAGUUACUUUGAGGAGAGUUUCAAGGUUUACGAGCGAGGAGUGGAAUUAUUUACUUUCCCUAUCUCCUUCGAGAUCUGGAAUAUCUACCUCUCUAAAUUUGUGAAGCGAUACGGUGGCUCAAAACUCGAACGAGCGCGUGACUUAUUCGAGCAGGCCCUGGAGAAGUGUCCGCCGAAGUCGUGCAAGCCGCUCUUCCUCAUGUACGCCCAGCUGGAAGAGGAGUAUGGCCUCGCGAAACGUGCCAUGGCCAUAUAUGAUCGCGCGACGCAAGUAAUAGCAGACGAGGACAAGUUCGAGAUGUUCACGCUAUACAUCGCUAAAGCCGCGGCCAACUACGGACUUCCAGCAACCCGACCGAUAUACGAGCGUGCCAUCGAGAUUCUUCCGAACCGUCAGACUGCUCAGAUGUGCUUGCGCUUUGCAAACCUAGAGCGCAAGCUCGGCGAGAUCGACCGUGCCCGCGCCAUCUAUGCCCAUGCUUCGCAAUUCUGCGAUCCACGAUUACAUCCAGAGUUCUGGGCAGAGUGGAAUGCUUUCGAGAUCGAAACGGGCUCCGAGGAUACCUUCAGAGAAAUGUUGCGGAUCAAGCGCAGCGUACAAGCCCAGUUUAAUACGGAAGCAUCGUACCUGGCUGCGCAGACAAUGGCAACGAAGAAGAACAGCACACAGUCUCCAGAUGCUGAGACAGCGGAUGCGGCUGAUCCUAUGGUGGCUGUUGAGCGGCAGGCCGGCGGUGUGAAGGGAGCGCCAGCGUUCGUGGCUUCAAAACAUAAUGUCAACAUAACGGAAUCGCAGGCCGAGGAAACCACAACGCAGGUUAAUGCGGAUGAGAUUCAUAUAUCGGACGAUGAAGAUUAG